Oreochromis aureus is the source of this 3566-nucleotide messenger RNA. It is a transcript of the gene tert, whose product is annotated as telomerase reverse transcriptase. Bases 16 to 3381 code for a protein of 1121 amino acids. Gene Ontology annotation, molecular function: telomerase RNA binding; telomeric repeat DNA binding. The record is from RefSeq and is a predicted model, not a curated record. Gene Ontology annotation, biological process: telomere maintenance via telomerase. Lineage: Eukaryota; Metazoa; Chordata; Actinopteri; Cichliformes; Cichlidae. The transcript has 16 exons. Gene Ontology annotation, cellular component: telomerase catalytic core complex.
UCCCAUAGGCUAAGCAUGACGCGGGCCCUUAAAAGGUCAAACAUAGCUAAAUCCCAGUGUAAAAUAGCUAACCUCCGUCCAAGUGCUCCGAACACAGUCGGUAUGUCUGCGACUGAUAUGUCCGGUGUGCUGGAUAUCCUUCGGUUACUGUACCGGCACACGCAGACACUGGAGGAGUUUUCGGACAGCAUCGUGUUCAGAGAAGGACAGAAAGCAGCUCUCAUUGAGCAGACAGAUACAAACCGAUUCAAAUCUUUCGUUAGGAGUGUUUUUGUGUGCUUUGACAAGGAGCUACAGCAGGUAGCGAGCUGUAAACAGAUCUGCAGUCUGCCUGAACUACUGGCGUUUGUUCUCAACACUCUAAAAAGAAAAAGAAAAAGGAAUGUCUUGGCACAUGGCUAUAACUUUCAGACCCUGGCUCAGGAGGAUCGGGAUGCAGACUUCCUCAAAUUCCAAGGCGACGUAACACAGAGUGCUGCCUACAUCCACGGCAGUGACCUGUGGAAAAAAGUCACAAUGCGUCUGGGCACAGACAUCACGCAGUAUCUUCUGGAGAGCUGCUCUGUGUUUGUGGCAGUUCCUCCUUCGUGUGUUUUCCAGGUGUGCGGCCCUCCAGUCUAUGACAGGGUGUCCAUGACCAUGGCCUCGAGUGGGUUUUUUCUCCAGCCUGGAGUCAGGAAACAUAAUCGUACCAAGAUUGAGAGCUGUCGAGGGUCAGUGAGUUUGAAACAGAAACGCACAGUUGUGAAUCCUGCUGCAAGCAAGAAGAUGAAAAGAAGGAAUAAAGGAGGGAAAAAAGGGAAAAGAAAACGGGAAACUGGUGAAGAGGAGGAGGAGGUGGUUUGUUCAAGAAAGAGGCGGCGAGUAGCGUCUAUAGAACAUCAACAGGCGAUCCAACCAGUUGGCUCUGAAAAGGAAGGACAGGCUGUGCCUGUGGAAUCAGCACCGCCUGCAGCUUUAAAACAGCCUGUUGAUAUGCCAACAUUGGAGGGCGGUCCUAGUUGGAGAUCAGGGAUUUUCCCCCCUUUACCACCCUCGCAAUGUUUUAUCCGCACCCUGGGAUUCCUGUAUGGGGGCAGGGGCAUGCGUGGCUUUCUUCUUAACAGGAGGAAGAAGACUGCUCAUGGAUCCAGAAGGCUUCAAGGACAAGAUCUGGUAAGAAUAGUCUUCUUCGAGGGACUAGCGUAUUUGAAUGGAGUAGAGAGGAAGCCUAAAAAACUCCCCCGGAGGUUCUUUGGCAUGGUCCCCCUGUUUAGGCAGCUCUUACAACAACACAGGAGCUGUUCCUACACCAAAAUACUACAGAGGUUAUGUCCAUCAAUAGAGGAGAGCAAUGCAGGACAGGGAGAACUAAACUCACUCUUACCUCAGCACUGUGCACCGCACAGGGUGUACCUGUUUGUCCGGGAAUGCCUCUCUUCUGUGAUCCCGCAAGAACUGUGGGGCUCUGAUCAAAACCGGCUGCAUUUCUUUGCCAGGGUCAGGACUUUCUUGCGAAGUGGCAAGUUUGAGAGGCUCUCACUGGCUGAACUGAUGUGGAAGAUAAAGGUGAAUGACUGUGAUUGGUUGAAGAGGAGUAAAACAGGCUGUUUUCCACCCAGCGAGCUUGCGUAUCGGACACAGGUCCUGGGUCAGUUCUUGGCUUGGCUUCUGGAUGGAUAUGUUACAGGCCUUGUGAGAGCCUGUUUCUAUGCAACAGAGAGUAUUGGGCAAAAAAACGCCAUCAGGUUCUACAGGCAGGAAGUCUGGGCCAAACUGCAAGACUUGGCCUUCAGAGGUCACCUUUCCAAAGGCCAGAUGGAAGAGCUGACUCCAGCUCAGGUGGCAUCCCUGCCCAAAGGCACCGUCAUCUCCCGCCUUCGCUUUAUUCCCAAGACUGAUGGCAUGAGGCCCAUCACACGAGUCAUAGGAGCAGAUGCCAAAACAAGGCUCUACCGAGGCCGUGUCAGGGACUUGCUGGAUAUGCUGCGGGCCUGUGUGCGUGCCACUCCAUCACUGCUGGGGUCCACAGUGUGGGGGAUGACUGACAUCCACAAGGUUUUGUGCUCUUUGGCACCAGCGCAGAAGGAAAAACCACAACCCCUCUAUUUUGUUAAGGUGGACGUGAGUGGAGCCUAUGAGAGUUUGCCGCAUGACAAACUCAUAGAGGUGAUUGGCCAAGCCCUGUCACCUGUCCACGAUGAACUCUUUACCAUCCGCCGCUAUGCCAAGAUCUGGGCGGACUCCCACGAAGGCCUGAAAAAGGCCUUUGUCAGACAGGCAGAUUUCCUGGAGGAUAACAUGGGAUCCACCAACAUGAAGGGCUUUUUGACGUCACUGCAGAGAAAAGGCAAAGUUCAUCACGCCAUCCUGGUUGAGCAGCACUUUUGCUCAGAUCUUCAUGGCAGAGAGGCAUUGCAGUUCUUUACCCAAAUGCUAACUGGCAGUGUUGUUCAGUAUGGGAAAAAGACGUACCGUCAGUGCCGGGGGAUUCCUCAGGGAUCGGUUGUGUCUAGUCUGCUCUGCUGCCUUUGCUACGGCCACAUGGAGAAUCUCCUGUUUAAAGAUAUUCCUGGACACAAAGGGUGUUUGAUGAGACUGGUGGAUGACUUCCUUCUGAUCACACCAGACCAACAUGAAGCACAAGCUUUUCUCAAGAUCUUGCUGGCCGGAGUGCCACAGUAUGGUCUGGCGGUCAACCCGCAGAAGGUGGUUUUGAACUUUCAGGUAUUGGGAAGCAUGGCCUCCUGUCCCGACAUUCGCAUCCUGCCCCCUCACUGCCUCUUCCCCUGGUGUGGACUGCUGCUGGACACCCACAAGCUGGACGUCUAUAAAGACUAUUCCAGCUAUGCUGGACUGUCUCUGCGCUACAGCCUUACUCUGGGUUCAUCCCACUCUGCAGGACAGCAGAUGAAAAGGAAACUAAUGGCUAUCCUCAGGCUCAAGUGUCAUGCCCUGUUCUUCGACUUGAAGACUAAUUCUCUUGAAGCGGUCUACAAGAACAUCUACAAGCUGGUGCUGCUGCAUGCGUGCAGGUUUCACGUCUGUGCCCAAAGCUUGCCCUUUGGUCAGACCGUUUCCAAGAACCCCGUCUUCUUUCUGCAGUUGAUAUGGGAGAUGGCCCAGUACUGCAACAAGCUCAUCAGACGCAGCAACAAAGGACUGAUUUUAGGUGAUAAGGCCCAGACGGGGAUCGUGCAGUACGAAGCAGUGGAGCUGCUUUUCUGUCUGUGCUUCUUGCUGGUGCUGUCACAACACCGUCUUCUCUAUAAAGAUCUGCUCGCACACUUGCACAAGCGAAAGCGCAGUCUGGAGCGGCGUCUGGGGGACCUGAGGCUGGCCAGGGUGCGGCAGGCUGCUAGCCCCAGGACUCCAGUCGACUUCUUGGCCAUUCAGACAUAAAUUACUAUUCCCAGUCCCAGUUUCCAACAUGACCGCAGAACAACACUGGGAGAUUAAAGGUAUGGAUUAAUCUAGAUUCCCUCCCCUUUUUGUUAAAAACAUAUUAAAAGCCUUUUUUUUUUUUUCUUUUGCUUUGUUUAAUUCUUAAGUUGUAAGUGUUUUAACAAUAUAUAUCACCCCCCCCC